ACAAGUUACAAACUUGUUAGGAGGGAAUUAAAUAAAACACUGCAAAAAAUAAGAAUGAGGAUUUCAUGUACAUUGAUAUUGAUCUUAUUGAUUUUUGUGUUGAUCCAAGAACAAAACUUUUCAACACAAGUCACAGCAGAGAAUGAAUUUGUGAGAACAGAGAGAGGGCAUUUCAUGCUAAAUGGCAGCCCAUUUUAUGCAAAUGGGUUUAAUGCAUACUGGUUAAUGUAUGUGGCAUCUGAUCAAUCUCAGAGAUAUAAAAUUACUUUUGCAUUUCAAGAAGCUGCAAAUUAUGGCCUCUUAAUUGCAAGAGCUUGGGCUUUUGGAGAUGGUGGGUAUUUCCCUUUGCAGUACUCUCCAGGUUUUUACAAUGAACAUAUGUUUCAGGGGUUGGAUUUUGUGAUAUCUGAAGCUGGGAAAUAUGGGAUUAAGCUGAUUUUGAGCCUGGUGAAUAACUAUGAGGAUUCUGGUGGAAAAAGACAGUAUGUGAACUGGGCAAGAAAUCAGGGGCAUAACAUAGUUUCUGAUGAUGAGUUCUUUACAAACACAGUUGUAAAGGGAUACUAUAAGAACCACAUUAAGAUGCCCCACAGAUACAUCAGCAACUAUAAUUCAGGNGACCCUCAACAUCUUUUAGAGGCAGGACUUGAAGGUUUCUACAGAAAACCAGAAGAUCAAGAGAAUUUAAAUUUCAAAAUCGGAACAGAUUUCAUAACGAACAAUCAAAUUCCGGACAUAGAUUUCGCCACCCUUCACUCGUACCCUGACCAAUGGUUAAAUGGCCAAACUGACGAAAACCAGCUCUCAUUUCUCAAAGAUUGGCUCGAUAAACAUAUUCAAGACACACAGACCAUUCUCCAGAAGCCACUCCUUAUUGCCGAAUUCGGAAAGUCGUCAAAGGACAAAGAGUAUACCACCAAAAAGAGAGACGAGCUUUUUAGCACGGUUUACACAUCGAUUUAUUCUUCUGCCAGCGAUGGAGGUGUGGCUUCAGGUGCCCUUUUUUGGCAGCUUUUAACCGAAAAUAUGGACAGCUUUCGGGAUGGCUACGAGAUUGUGUUCACUGAAAGCCCUUCAACAGUCGAGUUGAUUGCAGAACAAUGUCAGAAGCUUAAUGAAAUUCGAAAAUUGCAUGAUAAUCCGAAAUUUUUAUGA
Striga asiatica is the source of this 1155-nucleotide messenger RNA. Lineage: Eukaryota; Viridiplantae; Streptophyta; Magnoliopsida; Lamiales; Orobanchaceae. The record is from the annotation of a GenBank genome assembly.